This is a messenger RNA of Emiliania huxleyi CCMP1516, 2058 nucleotides long. RefSeq lists its product as hypothetical. Gene Ontology annotation, biological process: endonucleolytic cleavage in 5'-ETS of tricistronic rRNA transcript (SSU-rRNA, 5.8S rRNA, LSU-rRNA); endonucleolytic cleavage to generate mature 5'-end of SSU-rRNA from (SSU-rRNA, 5.8S rRNA, LSU-rRNA); ribosomal small subunit export from nucleus. The coding region runs from base 1 to 2058 and encodes 685 amino acids. The transcript has 6 exons. The record is from RefSeq and is a predicted model, not a curated record. Gene Ontology annotation, molecular function: RNA binding. Gene Ontology annotation, cellular component: nucleolus; 90S preribosome; preribosome, small subunit precursor. Lineage: Eukaryota; Haptophyta; Isochrysidales; Noelaerhabdaceae.
AUGCCUACCACUUCCAGCUCCGACCGCCUCGAUCCGGACUGCCUGAACUUUCUGAGGCGCGCCCACCGCAUGCUCGAUGGCACCGCCGCGUCCGCCGACGACGCUGGCGGUCGCGAGGCGGAGAUGCGCGCCGAGGUGGUGCGCACCGUCGUCGAGCAGCUGCGAGGGUCAGAGAUCGCGUGCGCGAGGCACGUCUUCGGCAGCGUCGCCCUUGCGCGCGUGCUCAGCGCCGCGACCAACGCGCAGCGCACCUCGCUUGCGGCUCCGAUCCUCGAGCGAGGCCAGCCGCUCACUCUGCUGAGCGACAAGUACGCGUCCCACGUGGUCGAGGCGGUGCUGGCGAUCGCCGCGGCCGAGGCCGCCGACGCAGCGGGCGGCGGCGUCGCCGGGCUGAUCGCGCCGUUCGUCGAUCGCCUCUGCGAGCCGGACGCCGCCGGCGGGCUGCCGCUCGCCGCCGCGAUGCGUGACCGGCACGGCACAUACGUGGCGCGCGCCCUGCUGCACGUGCUGUCUGGCCGCCCGUACGCGCCGCGCGGCACGGAGGGCGGUCCCGAGCAGCAGCCCGGCCGCCCGGCGGCGUCUCGCGGGGCGGGCAGCGGCUCGGGCAGCGGCUCGGCUGCUACCGACGAGCAGCCUCGCCCCGUCCCCGCAUCGUUUGGUCGCGCGCUGCAGCGGCUGACUGACGCGCUGCUGGGCGGCGGAGGCGUCCUCACGCGCGCGUCGCGGUUUAGCGGCGAGAGCGGCCGAGGCGCUGCGCUCGACUCCCUCGGCGCAGCCCGCGCCGAUGCCGCCAGCGGCGGCGGCGGAGGAGGAGGAGGAGGAGGCAAGCCGCGGCUGGCGAGCAAGGCUCCGCCGCCGCCGGAGACCGUGGAGCGUGUGCGGUCGCUCUCGCGGGACGCCCUCGGAUCACGGCUGGUCGAGGCGCUUCUCCUCGCCGCGCCGCGUGGCUGGUGGUCUCGCGUCCACGCAGCCUUGCGCGGCGACUUGCGCGCGAUGGCCUCGCACCCGCUCGCCAACUUCGUCGUGCAGGCCCUCGCCGCGUCUGCGCCGCGCCGCAAGGAGCUCUCUCUCCUCCUCGCCGAGGUCGGCCCCGCGGUGCCCGAGCUCGUCGCACAGCGCGCCGGCGUGGUCUGGAAGCUGGCGUCGGCGUGCUCGCGGCUCGGCGGCGGCGGCGCGGCGCUGCUCUCGGCUCUCGGCGCCGCCGACGAGGCCGACGGCGGCGGCGGCGGCGGCGACGGCGGCGAUCUCGCGCGGGCGAUCUUGCGCGUGGGCGCCUAUGCGCAGCAGGAGGGGGGCAACCAGGGCGGCGGGAAGGGCGGCGGGAAGGGGGGCGGCGCUCCUGCGGCUGGGCUGGUGGUUGGCAACCUCGGGUCUCGCAUCCUCGAGGCGCUCCUCACGCUGCCGUAUGCGGAGAGCCGCGCCGCGCUGCACUCGGCGCGGGAGCCGCUGCAGGAGACGCUGCGCUCGAACGCCGCGAAGCUGGUGCGCAGCCGCGCGGGCUGCUUCGUCCUCGGCGCCGCGUUCGACGCCUCCCCCACCGCGGCGCAAGAGUCGCUCCUCGCGGCGCUGGCGGCCAGCGAGGCGGAGCUGCGGGGGACGACGCACGGCAACGCGCUGCUGCGCCGGCUGCGCUUCGACCACUACAAGUCGCACCCGGGGUCGUGGGCGUCGAUGCAGGAGCGCGCGCAGCGCAAGCGCGACUCCUUCGCGGAGCUCUUCGCCGCGGAACCCGCCGCGAGGCCCGCGCGCGGCUCAAAGCAGCGCAGAGGCAAGGACGGCGGGGAGGGCAAGGCCGGCAGGGAGGGCAAGGCCGGCGGCGGCGGCUCUGCGGGCAGCGGCGCUCGCUGCCCGCCGGACGGCCCGAAGGGCGCGCCCAAGCGGCCGGCCCCCGCCGACUCCGGCUCCGCCGCAAAGCGUCCCCGCCCAGAGGCGGGCAAAGAGCGGGGCAAGGGGCCGACCCGCGCCGCCGGGGGAGCAAAGGCAGGCAAAAAGGGCAAGGCGCCCCCCGCCAGCCGGAUGGAGCGGCUGGCGGCCUUCUCCGCCGCCCUCAAGAUGUGA